ACAAACAACUUUGACAGUUUUGUUUCGCCUUCCUCGCAGUUUCGAUCGUUGUACGUCGUGUGCGGAUAGAAAAAUAAGCUUUUAUCGGGUUCGAAACACUAAAAAUAACAUUUUAAACAGUUUCUCGGCGGGCACGGAAGUGGAUUAGACCGAAACAACGAAAGUGAACCAUCCGGAAAGUGCGUAUGUUCCGGCAGCAGUGUGACGACGAUUCCUAAACCGUGGUGGCGAAAGCUGCUGCUGCCAUCAGCGAGCUUCCCCGCCCCCAUUUUGGUUGUGUCAGUCUAAUGUAAACAAACCGCCGCUCGGAAGGGAAGGCUGCUUUUUUCGAUUUUCCGACGUCCGCAGCGGAAAACUCGGAUUAUCACCGGCCAAAGUGCUCUGCAGCCGGUCGGAAUAGUCGGCCCGCGUACUUUCCGAUGGAUUUGACAAUCUACAGCGAUGUACCAAACGAGACCCCCGGGUCGUAUUGCCGGUUUUGCUUCCGGGAGACAGAGCUGGUUCCGAUAUUCCACCCAACCACUCUGGAACCGGUCAAUCGACAACUGCUGGACAUUAUAUCAGAGUGCACCGACAUCCAGCUGACAGCGGAGAAUGACUUCCCAUCGUCGGCUUGUCAGAACUGUCUGCAAGUUCUGCAGGAAUUUUACCACUUCCGACGGCGGACCAAAGAGUACGACCGAAUAAUUCGUACCAAAGUGGUGGUUCGGAUUGAACCGGAAGUGCUAAUCGUCAAACAGGAACCACUGGAGGACGACACUCUGGAAAGUGUCCGCCGGCAGUAUCUGGCCGAUCAGCAACAACAGCAGCAGCGCCAAGAGGACGAGGAGGAAACCGAGGAUGCGGACGAAGAUGAGCACGAAAUCGGUAGUAGCAGCAGUACACUGACGGCCGAGGAAGUGCGCGACGAAGAAUUCCAGCACCCCAACUUGGAAGCUAUCUUUAAGAUUCGUACCAUCUCGACCGGUUCGAGUGGUUCGAAAUCAACGGUGGCCAACACAGGCCCCAGUAGUCACCACUUGGAGGAAAAUCGCUGCAUGGUGUGCGGCGAGAAGUUUUCCACUCGGGACGCUUGGAUCUCGCAUCUUCCGAUGCACGCCGGGGAACGGCCCUUCCAGUGUCACAUCUGCUUGGCGCAGUUCAAAACCAAGUACGUACAACAGAACCACAUCAAAACCGUACACGAGAACAUUCGGAGCUACCGAUGCCAGUUGUGCACCGAUCCGGUCCGGCAGUUCAAAAGUAAGCGCACCCUUGAGGACCACAUGCGGUACCACACCGGGGAACGACCGUUCCUGUGCGCCCUGUGCAAUGUGAGCUUCUCGUCCGGGAGCGUCCACCGGAAUCACAUGUACCGAGUGCACCGGGAGAUGCGCAAAAAAGAUCGCAAGUGCAGUUACUGUGGGAAGGAGUUCGACCGGAUACUGGAUCUGAAGCGGCACCAGACCAGCUACUGUGAGAAAAUUAUCGGACGAGCCAUGGCCGAGAGGCUUUAAGGAUGAAGAGAAGCGGCUUAGCAACAAGAAAUGAAAAACGAGGAACAUUUAGGAUAGCGCAAAUGAAAGUUUAAGAUUGAAAGUGGAUAUAGUGGAGCGAAAAGCAGAAAAACGAUUUAAAAAAAUAUUACUAUACUUAUAUCUACACUAUAGAUUUAUAUGGUAGAGCUAACCCCACGUGAAAACAAAGAUAAAAAGAGUAUAAUUUUAACUAAUAAAGCAUUACAUUUAGUAGAUUGUCGUCGAUGUACCAAA
Molecule: messenger RNA, 1751 nt
Organism: Aedes albopictus (Asian tiger mosquito)
Lineage: Eukaryota; Metazoa; Arthropoda; Insecta; Diptera; Culicidae
Product: zinc finger and SCAN domain-containing protein 12
Exons: 2
Coding region: 420-1496 (358 amino acids)
Cellular component (GO): nucleus
Molecular function (GO): zinc ion binding
Source: RefSeq, a predicted model, not a curated record